CUUCAUCAGUCGUACUGCAAAGUUCUCUGAAAAAGAUGAGUAAUGAUAUUGACAAUUAUAGAGAAGAACCUUCAGAGCAGGUUUCUCAAACCACAAGAAACUUGGUUACUCAAGAUCUGAAAGAAUGUUCAACAAAGUUAAAUGGAGGAUCUGAUGAAUUGAAUAUAGCUCAAUCUUGCAAUUAUUCGGCCACUGCAGUAAGAACUAGUCUGUCUGAACGCAAAGAUGUUAAAUCUUUAGAGAAAAAAUUUACUACUUCGACCAGCAUAAAGAUUAAGAGUAAAGAGGCUCAUAUCAUUCUAGAACACAAGCAGAGACACUCAGUGCUAAAGAUGAAAAAAUUUGGUAGCAAAAGGCUACCUAGAUUGGUUAUUAAAAGAUCAGUUGGAAGAAUUAAGAAGUUCUCCCAGUCAGAAGAAAAUAUAAAGAGUGUUUUAAACAUGCUUUCUGAUGAAGCCACGUCAUGUAAGAGUAAGCGUAUUUCCAAAAAAUUAGACAGAGCUAUACUGCACUUAAGGAAAGCUCACAAGAGAGUUCAGAAGUCUUUACAGCUUGUCCAAAGGCGAAAUUUAACAAAGCCUCCCAUUAUAAUAGCAGCAAGCAAUACUAAACCCUGUACGAAUGAAGACAUUGCAGUAUAUGAUGUUCCAGAAAGUCAUAUUAAAGCAAUGCAGGUUGACCUGGAAGUCCAAAAGAUAGCUAACCAGGCGGGUGAUAUUAGUUCUGAAAUCAAACCAAAGAAACCAACUCUAGAUGAUAGACAUUGCUUAAAAGUAUCAACACAAACGAAAAAUGGAAUAUCAAAUCAGAAUCCUCAACAAUCUAAAACCUCUACCCUUACAUCGUCAACAUCAUCUACUCCAAUUAUGAAAUGUUUGGCAUCUAGCUAUAAUGCAAACAAAAGUUCCCCAGAAUUACCGGAGGACUCCACUCACAUUUUUGACUGCAGGCAAUCCAAUAAAGAAAAUACCUUAGCACAUUCUGUUUCUGAAGGGACAAAUGAAAACACACAGAGCAAGAUCUGUGUUCAGAAUGAUGAAACAUUGCUCAUACCAAAUAACACAACUGAUUUAUCGCAAAAUGACCCUUUGCCUGUAAGCAAAGUGACGACAUUAAAUUCAAAUGACGUGCUUGGCAAGGAUUUGCUUAAAACAGAAGAUGAAAAUAUAACUAAAAUGCAAUAUACACUUCCUAAAGUGAAAUAUAAGUCAAGUUCACUAAUUAAACAAAUGUCUAGGCUUUUAAGAGAUGCAGAUAAAACUCAUUCCUUAGGAUCUUUGCAGCAAUACAAAUUAACGUGUAAGAAAAUGUUACCUAUAUUUGUAGAAGCUUUUGUGAAAGAUCAGAAAUGUUCAUUGUCUGAAGUUAUUGUUGACCGCAAAUUAUUGGCUAACAGGAACAUAGAAGUUUCUUUCAAGCAUGUCCUGCGACCCUGUGCUAUAGAGUCGUUUAUUGAAAUGCAAAUGAUGAUGGAAACCACACAGUUUAUUGAAAAUCGUAUGCAUUAUUUACAGAGAGAGCCAACAUUUAGAAGUCUACUUUGGUAUGAUAGUUCACUUUAUACUGAGCUAAUUGCUGGAGAAUCUGGUUAUCAACAGCAGUCGCAUUUGUAUAGAACAUUUCAAGAAAAAUUGAAAUGUGGUGCAUUAGGCACAUUGCAGAGUCAUCACGACCAACUUUGUGAGGUCCUUCAGAGCAUACAUGAGAGUAAUAGCUCAUAUUAUGUUUUCCUGAAAUACAGAAGAGAAAUUGAGGAGUGUGAAGCAGUUCUGAACAAUUGCUCGGAUCAUUCAGAAUUUUCUCUUUCUGUUCCAUUAACGUGUGGAGUGCACAUUGGAGAUACAAUAGAUAAUUUGGAAAAACUUCAAAAAAGCACUUUAGAGCUCAUAAAGAACUUUGCUGUUCUCCCAAAGUGUGAUCCGGGAAAGCAAGAACACGCUUUAUGCCUCCUAGAAAUUAUCUCUGCAAAAAUUGAUUUCAUUAAGUCUUCAGAGUUUAUACCUAUGCAAUUAUCAAUUUUUGGUAUUGAGCACUUACUCUUUGAUGCAGCAAAAACAUGUGUUCUGAGUCAACAAUCUAGCUAUGCAGGACUAAAAAAAUCAUCCAGUGUUACAAAGGAGUUCAUGUUUACUGUAAAUCACUGUGCAUUAUCAAAAUUAUAUGAGAUUUAUGGUACACCAACUGAUGAAGUGCUAAUGGUCCAAGAAAGAGAUGAACUAGGUGUAGAGAAUACUCUGGACAAAGAUACUGUCUUUCAUCCUCCACACACAGUGCAUUAUGUUGGUAAAAUAAUUGACCAAGCUCGAUGUGCAGAACCUCAGGUACUAAAAGAGAUGAUACAAGACUGUAAGGAGCAUUUGGACACCCUCAUAAAAUAUUUUCAGAUUUUGCAAGAGUGUGAUGCCAAUCAGAUUAUAAUCACAAGACGUAAUCUUUUGAAGGUAGCAGAAAGACAUGAUCAGCUUACAAUUCUUUUGAAACCUGAAGCUGUUGAGACCUACAUUGAAGUUGGGAUGACAUUCGAAACUUUACAUUUCCUGAUUUCUUUAGUGUCGUCACAAAAAAAGCAAAAAAGGCAUAGGGGUUUGUUGUAUUAUGACAGCUUGCUUUUCUCUGACCUGCUCAACAGUCAGCACAGAAUAAUUUCUUACCUACAAGGAGACAUCAAAUGUAAAGCUCUAGAUGUCCUAGACCGCACGAUAUCGGAGAUUAAAUCAGAGCUGGAAAUAAUCUGUGACUUUUCAGAUUCUGUCAAUUAUACAUAUGCUCUUCAAAUAAUGACGAGAGAACUUUCAGAGUUAUCGGAGUUGAAAAACUUUGUUCUGGAGACCGAGUCCGAAAUUAGUACUUACGUUCACUUUUCUCCGUUUGUUGCCUCGAUACAUUAUGGAAAUACUUCCUCUGAGCUGGAUUACAAUUACAACCAGUUUUCUGACUUGCUUGGCCUUCUAAUGUCUGCUCCUAAGAAAGAUUUAGGGAAAAUGGCUCACACAAUGAAAGUAAUGAAAACAAUUGAGAUAAUGAAAGAUGCAUUUCUGAAACCUGACAAUACAGCGUUUGACUUAAUCAUUUGCCAGAUGGAAACAGGAAGUUGCAGUAAGGAUGUUGAAACGCAAGAUAAAGAAAAGACCAAAAUAAACAAAAUGGAUUUCAGCCUGUCUCCUAGAAAAAGAGAAAUUAGUCUCUCAUCUUUAAGCAAAAAUAAUCAAGAACUUAACCUAAGCCUGAAAAAGCAAAAGGUUUUGGAGUCCUCAACAAGCAGUUCUGAAACAGAAGAAGAAAAAGCACCGACAAUCAGCACCAGGAAGGAAGAGUAUGGUGUGGAAAGCCAGAAAAUCACAAACAACCAAAAUAAUUCACCAGAUUCCAAAGAAAGUGAUAAUAUGGAUCUUGAUAAUUCGAUUCAAGAAGGCCAAGAGAUGGAAGAAGAUGCAUUUUAUCCACAGCAAAUUCAACAUGGCAGUUGUGAUGAUUGGAGAAGUCAGGCCUUGGUGCCAAUGAGCGGAUCAAAUAACCAGCUUUCAACUAAUUCCUAUCCUUGGUAUUAUUCUCUGUACUUCUGGUGUCAGAAUGGCGGUAACGCAAGUGUAAUGACACAGUCUUAUCAAAGAUCUUACAAUAUGCAACAGAACAUUCCAUAUGGUGCACCUCCAUCGUUCUCUAUGCAGAAUUCUUAUGCUGCAAAUCAGUCUUAUUCCAAUUUUGCUAACCAGAUCCAGUCUUCCAUGAUUCCAACAUCUGUCCCAUUCAGUGGAGGAAUGACCUACGCUUACAAUGCUCUGCCCUCCCAGUUUUCCUAUAAUCCUUCAACAAGGGGGGCAUGGUCAUGGGGUCAUUGAUCGUGUCAAGAGGAGGGGAGCAACUUCAAAAAUAGAUUCCUGGCAAAUUCGGAAAAAAAACGUGCAAACAUGAAUCCUGAAAGUACAAAACC
Pelobates fuscus (common spadefoot toad) is the source of this 3931-nucleotide messenger RNA. It is a transcript of the gene TEX15, whose product is annotated as testis expressed 15, meiosis and synapsis associated. The record is from RefSeq and is a predicted model, not a curated record. The transcript has 5 exons. Gene Ontology annotation, biological process: male meiotic nuclear division; homologous chromosome pairing at meiosis; regulation of double-strand break repair via homologous recombination. NCBI's taxonomy places the organism in Eukaryota, Metazoa, Chordata, Amphibia, Anura, Pelobatidae. Gene Ontology annotation, cellular component: nucleus. Bases 36 to 3839 code for a protein of 1267 amino acids.